AUGAAGUUCUCGACAGGCUCCAGCUCGAGCAGUCUGGCCAGCGACUCGCUGUCUAGGAAGUCCACUUUGUGCAUCUACACAGAAGCUGAUACUACAAUGCCUCCACCACUUUGCGAGAGAAUGGAUAGCAGUUCAGAAGCUAUGGAGUUGAGACGGGAGUUGGACGCGGUGAGGAGCGCCUUACAGCAACAGUCGGAGUCUGUGCUCAAACAGAGGCAUCAGUUGGUUGAAGCGACCCAAGAACUUGCUGCUCGCGACAAGAAAGCUGCCCAGGAACGACGAUUAAGGCAGGACCAGCUAGCAAUAGUCCUCCGCUCGUUAGUGCUACUUGAAUCAAGACUGAGCAGAGAACAGCAACAAAUACACGUAUCACUUAAACAGAAAGAUAAAAUUAUAAAAUCACAACAGGAAGAAAUAAAUAAACUUAAAGCACGGAAGUCUUAUUGCAGCAACUGUCAACAACUACUUGGGUUUACGAGCGAACAAACCAAUAUAGAGACGGACCCGGAGUUCCAGAGCCUAGAAAGCACAGAUUCUAGGUUUCAAAAUAGUUUUGUCAGAAGCUGUAGUUAUCGUGAAAGAAAAUCACCACCGGCUUUCCAAAAGAACACUAGGUUAAGUAAAAGCUUCCAACUUCCGAAGAAUGAUAUAGUAUAUGGUAAUUCAAGUUCAAGUGAAGAGGGUAACACUGUAAGCGUGGGAAGUAAGGGUACCUUCAUUAAAAACAAACAAGCUUUUGUAAGGAGAGAUGUAUUUAGAAGAUCAAGAAAAUACUCAGGCAGAAAGAACAACGGUAAAAAUAAUGAAAAUAUACAAAAGAAUUAUAACAACCAAGUACAUAGCAGUAGCGCAGAAGAAUGUGUUAGUCUGAAUUACCAAGUACACGAAGAAGAUAAUGAUGCCACGGCUAAUCAAAUAGCAAAUGAUAUAAGAAGGGCUUCACUCAAAAUAGAUCAGCUCAUUGAUGAAGCAGCCAAAAAAGAUGCAGAAGUUUACACGGAUUCUGACAAGACGUAUUCCACCAAAAUUGAAAGGCUCCAUGGAAUCAAAAGACAAGCCUCGGAAGAAAUAAAAACGAACAGACAAAUAUUCCUAAAUAAGGUGCUAAGUGAUGAUGGCGAUGAGAAGCCAUGGUAUUGCAAUGUCAGCGAUCCAGAACAAGACAUCGACUGUCUAGACCAAAGAGUUAAUAUUGAUGAUAUCAAAUCAGCCAACAACGUUUUGAUGGCAGGCAUAAAUAGUGGCGUGAUACACGCUGAACUUAUUUCUGCCAAAAAUGAAGUGCUCUGUAAUAAUGUCUUAAUGAAUGAUAACAAUGAUAAAUUCAUGUUUGAUGAUAAAAAUAAUAAUUUAAACAAAAAUAAUGAAAUCAACGGCGAUAUAAGCGAAAAUUGGUACGCUAGCACUAGUGACGCCGAUGAUACUCCACCAAAUGAAAUUUACAGAAAUAAUCCUGUUCUUGAAUGCGUCAAUCAAAUUCUACUUCAGAAUUCUUUAGAUGAUAGUAGCAAUGACAAUUCAAAAUCAAGCGAAGCUCCAAGUCCAAGUCCUAAAGCAGCAACUAAACGAGUUCAAUUUUCGACUUUAAAUAGCAUUUCUUAUGACGAUAAAUUUAGAUCCAAUAUUGGCUCAAACCACACCUUACCUAGAUCAGAUAAGAGAGCUAAUAAAAUCGUCAAAUUUAGUUUGGAGACGGCUUCAGAACACAGCUAUGAAGUUCCAAAUACUGCCCAAGGCUUUCAAUAUGAAAUUCAAAGCAUUUACAGUAAUGAAUAUGAACCAAUAAUAACAAAAUCUGCUGAGGAACAUCCUGCUUCCAUGAUGAGAGCUCCGCCGACACCUGAGAAAAACGCUGUUCCUAAAAUAAGAGGCUCUAUAGUGAAAAAUAUUGCUGCCAAUAUAGAAAACCGUAAUCUUAUCAACACGAUGGAAACAAAGACAAUUCAAGAUAAUAGUCUGGGUUCAAUGAAGAUAUUCAAUAAGAGAAAAGUGCCACGAACUCCCCCUGCACUGCCGCCUAAACCAAAAAAUUUAUCAGCCAAAUGGAAAGCUGAAAACUCUAUGAGACCAGCGAUGGAGCUAUUAGACUCUGAAGCCGUUGCGGCUAAUCAACGGGUUGCAGAUGUUAAGACGAGAAAUGCGGGACAAGUGGCUACAAUGAAAAACUUAGAACCGGACUACUGUUCCAUUUCAGAGAUAAAUGUUCCAGUAGUCAGUAAUGGUAAAAGAGAGUUGCUACUGACGCAGCCUACAGUUGAAAUACAUAAUGAACAGUAUCCCAUUCAUGCUGCUAAUCAGAGGAAUAACGUGGCUAAAGUGGUGUCCUUACCUAGAAUACAGAACAAAAUAAGUGACAAAGAUAUACCCAAACUGCCACAGGUCACAGAAAUCAUUAUUCCUGAUGAAGAUGAAAAGCCUAAUGACGAUCACAGGUCUUUUCCGCAAACAACUGAAAGUUACUUGGCAAAUUUUAGCAUUCAUGCUUUGCAGCCAAAAUUGGAUCCUCGCGGUUCAAUUCAGAUGGGCAACACAGUUUCUUCUAUUCUUUCAGAAAUAAACAAAGGCGUCAAGACAAGCGGUAAACACAUUAACUUGACCGAAUUGGACAACCAAUUCAAUCAGGUUCCCGGGAAAAUUGAGCCUCGCAAAAGUGAAUACAUAGACGACAUUGAUAAAUUUGAUCUGUCACAAGAUUUCGAGGAGUUCAAGAUAGAUGAUGAACUCGGGACUAUAGUCGCGGAAGAGUACCGCAUCAGCUCUGGAAGCAGUGAUGGCUCCGUCUCCGAUGUAGUGACGGAACAUCUCACCAACGUACCUGAAACAGACAAUCAGCAUAAUACUACUGAAGACAACGAAAAACCAAAUACACAUCAUCAGAGCAACGAAAAUGUUCCAAAGGGUUUUCAUAAAAGUGCCAAACUGUCAAAUAAACCUGAUCUCUUAUCGAAUAUAGAAAAUGUUGAGACUGAAUCAGUGAGGAAUUCGGAUAUUGAAUCAAGUAACUCUUCAGGAAGCAACAGCGGUUCAUACAACACCGUGAAAUGUGAACCGAGAAUGAUGAUUAAUAAGAAUACUGAAACGAACAACAUGAAAAAAUCUAAGGGCACGUUUGAUUUCUUCCUAGAGACGUCUGGUCUUAGUUCUAAGUCUAUAUUUAGCCAUAACAAGAAUUACCUUGGUAUGCGACCGCCGAGUGCUAAUCAUAAAAGCGUGUUAAAACCUAAGGACAUUAAAAUGAGAUUUAAGAAUCCCAUCGCAACGAAUAAAAUCAACGAGAAAUCUAUGACGACUGCUAUUAAGUAUUUUGAACCGUAUGUUUAA
Messenger RNA from Danaus chrysippus (African queen), 3321 nucleotides. The record is from the annotation of a GenBank genome assembly. NCBI's taxonomy places the organism in Eukaryota, Metazoa, Arthropoda, Insecta, Lepidoptera, Nymphalidae.